Messenger RNA from Necator americanus (New World hookworm), 963 nucleotides. RefSeq lists its product as uncharacterized. The record is from RefSeq and is a predicted model, not a curated record. The coding region runs from base 1 to 963 and encodes 320 amino acids. Lineage: Eukaryota; Metazoa; Nematoda; Chromadorea; Rhabditida; Ancylostomatidae. The transcript is spliced from 9 exons.
AUGGUCGAAUGCCUCCCCUUACUAGAAGAUGUUACUGAUGACAUGGACAAACGACGAUGUCCAGCAGGUAAAGAAAAGGGAUCAAAGAAGGUAAACAAUUCUUCAAUCAAAAAUGUCAAAAGCAAGGAAGAUAAUGAGAGAACAGCAAAGGAACCAAACGAUCAAGAUAAUGAGAGAACAGCAAAGGAGCCAAACGAUCUCAAAAGAGCUCCAGCUAAGGGAGAGCAGAGUAAAGCGCCAAAAAACAACUCCAAAUCUGCAGGUUUGAGCCCACCAAGAAGUGCCGAAGUAAUUGAAAAAGAUUCUGUAAAUAAACUUACAAAAGGGAAUCUCUCAGUAAAGAGCUUGGCAAGCGCUAACGGGAUUUUUGAUAAAACACAAUGGGAACGGACCCGAUUCGCCAAAGAGGCCAAAGGUCUCGCUGGUAAAUCGGCGGAAGCUGCCGAAAAAGGUUGUAAGGAAAAAGUUGAAGUAGAGGAACCAAAAGAGACGAAAAUGUUGGGAGAAGCAAGGCAAGUGGCAUCUGUAAAAGGAGAAUAUCUCAACGAUAGACCAAAGUUUAUUGUAAUCCUGCUAACAGUUGAAGCCAUAUGGUGUGCUGCAGCAACCCUCGUAUGGGGUGCAGCCGCGGAUAAUCCCGUUAUGCCACAAAUUUUAGCUAUAUUCAACAUGCUCGCUAUAUUUCUACUCGUCUUGACAUGCCUAAGUGCAGAGUAUUGCCGAUACCACGUAAGAAGAGAGGACACAAAAUCAGAAACAAGAUAUUUCAUACCCUACUCGUGGAGAUAUAUGAUAUGUGAAUUUCAUAUCGCAAGAGCUAUUCUCCUCUGCGCCAACAUCACCAUAAUGGCGUUCGACAACGACUUCGACAUAGGCUCUGUUAUUGUCCUCGCUCUUACACCCCUUCAGCUCAUUAUAGCUUCUAUACAUAUCUUCAUAGCAUUUAAAAAGAAGCGCCAAUGA